AUGGCCUUGGAGGUAAACAUUUUGGGUCGGUAUUUGUUGUGUUCGCGUGUUUUUGGUGUUAUCAUGGAACCCUUGGUUGUCGAUAGUUUCAACAGUGACGACUGUGUCUUAAUCGUGUGGUCAGGCGAAGUUCAAGAAGACAUUAUGUGCAAUCUGCAAACAGCUGUUUCUGCACGCGUCAAAAGAUUGCAAUUUGAAAAUCUUGAAAACUUCGCUAGCAGCAGCUCAGCUGUAGAUGAUCACCUUCAUGAAUGUGCUUCUGUUAUAUUGUGCGGAUGGCCUAAUCCAGUAGAUGCAAACACACUUACGUUUGAAUUAUUAUCAAAUCUAUUAUCUUGCUUGAAACCUGGUGGUCGCUUUGUUGGUCGUGGAUUGAUAACUAACAACUGGGAUUCUAUAAGAAAAAACCUAACUCUUUCUGGAUACAUCAAACCACACCAACUAUCUACUGAGAAGAAUUUGGUAUUCGGCGCUUCAGUUCCAUCUGAUUAUUCUCGGGGUUCCAGUGUCAAACUUCCAUGGGCUUACAACGAUGUAGAGGCAGCUUGGGAAAACGUUGACAAAGAGGAUUCACAUGAUAUCAAUGGAGGUGUCAUAGACACAAAUGCACUCCUUCACAAAUCAGACUUUGAAACUCCUCUAGCUGCUUGCGGAAAGGAAGUUGAGACUGGUUCGCUGGGUACAAAAAAACGAGCUUGUAAGAACUGCACCUGCGGCUUGGCCGAAAUCGAAGCACAGGAAGACGAUAAAAAAUCUCAGGUCCCUAAAUCAUCAUGCGGUAAUUGUUACCUCGGAGAUGCAUUCCGCUGUUCUUCAUGUCCGUACCGUGGGCUCCCACCAUUCAAACCAGGGGAACAAAUUGUUAUACCAGAUGAUUUCUUGAAAGCCGAUCUGUGA
Messenger RNA from Heterobilharzia americana, 897 nucleotides. The record is from the annotation of a GenBank genome assembly. Lineage: Eukaryota; Metazoa; Platyhelminthes; Trematoda; Strigeidida; Schistosomatidae.